AAUUGUAAUGCGCAUGCGCGGAGGCGGCUAAAUUCAAAAAGUGUAAGCGUUAGCCGUGAGGCUCAGAGUUAGCCUCGAUUAGCUGAUGCGCGCUAAGAUUUACGACUGGGAUACAUACCUUUCUACGACAAUUUCGACUUUGCUGUUUUGUUUUAACGCAAACGUGUAUGUAUGGUGUUACAGGACGACGUACCGCAAAGUAAUAGGUUUUUUGCAGCUAAACAUGGAGCCUCAAGACUCUGAGAAGCACAAUGAAGGGAGUGGCUUUAGAAAGCGAAGCAUUUCCUCUAUUUUAAAAGCACCAAGGAAAUCGAUCAUUCUACGCGAUUUGGAACAACAGGAAAAUGAGGUGGAAAGCACUAAGCCUGUCGAGAAGAGGAAUUCCAGGAGAGUUAGUUUUGCUCCCGCCAAUGACGUUCUUCUGUUUGCUAAUGAUGUGAAGAGCGCCUCACCUGUUCGAAAUCCUUUACAAGAAUUAACAGCACCGACAGUUGUGUCAACACAGAAUAGGGCUCAAGCUGAUCCAAAAGCAGAGAACAGUCAACAAAUUAGUGGUAUAGAAAACCUUCUGAAGGCUCCUCUGCAUGUUCCUCUGCAAACAAACACUGUCGACCCUGAUGUUUGGAACGAGAUCGGGGAGAAAACAAUGGUGUUUUCGUCUGAGGACGCCGUCAUGGACAUGACCCACAGUCACACCAUCAACAUCAGCGGUGAUGCAGACUUGCUGGGAGAGACGUACCUGUCUGACAGAAUCGUGGAGGCUGGACUCCCAGAUUUAUCUGUAAACAUGAUGACCAGCAGAUCCACAGACUUUAGUGGACAAAAAGGAAGCUUAUCUGCAGUAGCAAGCAGCUUGGAUCCUGGAUUUGAAGACUUUCUUGCAAGUCUCUCUCAACAGAGUAACUCUAGUGCAGGAACAGCUUUUGCUGGACCCCCGAGGCAAAGUUUUGGAAACGUGGUGGGUCUGAGUAAAACCCAAAGAGUUGAAAAGCAGCUUCCAGGGUUGGAAAACAGCAAAAAGAAGCUCAGUGUUGGUUUUGGUGGAAGCAUGGCGUGUCCAGAAGUCGGCAUGAGUGCGGAGGAGUUUCUGACCGAACCUCAGACGGGUCACAGUCUGGGAGCUCGUGACAAGGACGACCUGUUUCAGUGUCUCUUCCCAACUCUGGACAUGUUUGCAGAAAAGAAAGGAGCAUCACAGCAGACCAACAGAGACAUGCACUCUGCAAGUCCUCUCCGCCAGAAGCACGGUGUCAGCUCUGCUGCCAAAGGCCAGAAGACACUAACAUUUCCUGCGGAGGAUGACAUGGACAUAACUCACACAGUCGACGCUUCCAGCACUUCUUCAGCUAAAAUGCAAACUGGAUCUUCUGACCCAUCACUGAUUAACCAUCAGUCCAAAUCCAGUGACCCGAGCUUGUGUAUCAGUGAAGGAGGUUGGCCAGGGAAAAAAAGCUCAGCAGAGCCUGGCGGAGUCGAUCCUGAGGGCGACGUCAGCAUGGAGAUGACUGAGGUUCAAACGGGACGCAUUGAAGGACUCUCCGACUCACAAGAUCCUUUUCAGUUUCUCAUUCCGUCUCAAGAGGAAGUUUUCCCGCCCAGCAGAAGUCAGAAUAGAGCCGACGCGGCUUCAGGACAGGAGAACAUCAAAGGAUCGUCCAGCAAUCGAGGUGUGCAAACUUCAUUGAAACCUCAGUCCUCACAUAGAUGUCAGAGCAGGGUUGGUUUGGAUGAUGGAGAAAAGACGAUUGAAUUUGCUGCAGAUGAUGACUGCAUGGACAUCACACAGAGCUACACUGCAAACAUCAGCAGCAGCGAGUCGAAGCAGCUGUUCUCAGACUUGGGAGGACAUGAAGAUAAAACUGUGACGUUUACUCUGACGGAUCCUGCAAAGGAAGAGACCAGGAGUCGUACUGUUUCCUCUGGAUUUCAAAAUACAAUCCUACAAAGCAAUGAGGCGUUACCCUCUAACAAGGAUAGAACCGUGAGGUUCACUGCCAAUGAUGUAGUGAUGGACAUAACAAAGAGUCAUACCGUCAACAUUUCCUCUGGUUUUGCACCAACGUUCCUCCAAGACACUAAGGUGUUGCCCUCUAAUGGAGAAAGAACUGUGAGGUUCACUGCCAACGAUGCAGUGAUGGACAUAACAAAGAGUCAUACCGUUAACAUUUCCUCAGGUUUUCAAAAAUCAAUCGUCCAAGACACUGAGGCGUUACCCUCUAACAAGGAUAGAACCGUGAGGUUCACUGCCAACGAUGCAGGGAUGGACAUAACAAAGAGUCAUACCGUCAACAUUUCCUCAGGUUUUCAAAAAACAAUCUUCCAAGACACUGAGGCGUUACCCUCUAACAAGGAUAGAACCGUGAGGUUCACUACCAACGAUGCAGUGAUGGAAAUAACAAAGAGUCACACUGUCAACAUUUCCUCAGGUUUUCAAGAGACAAUUGUCCAAGACACUGAGGCAUUACCCUCUAACAAGGAUAGAACCAUGAGGUUCACUGCCAACGAUGCAGUGAUGGACAUAACAAAGAGUCACACCGUUCAACCAACAUGCUUUAAAAACACUGAGGCGUUACCCUCUAACGGAGAGAAAACCACAAGGUUCACUACCAGUGAUGCAGCAAUGGACAUGACCAAGAGUCACACCGUUAACAUUUCCUCUGGUUUUCAACCAGCGUUCCUCCAAAAUACUGAGGUGUUACCCUCUAACAAAGAUAGAACCAUGAGGUUUACUGCCAAUGAUGCAGCGAUGGACGUAACCAAAAGUCACACUGUCAACAUUUCCUCUGGUUUUCAACCAACAUGCCAUAAAAAAAACGAGACGAUCGUCUCUAACGGAGAGAAAACCACAAGGUUCACUACCAGUGAUGCAGCAAUGGAUGUGACCAAGAGUCACACCGUCAACAUUGAUGCAGAUCUAAAGCUCAUUCAGCUACAGAGUGUGGAGUCAAUCCCCACAAACACAGAUAAAACCCAGAUGUACGAUGUAAAAGAAGCAGAUGUGACCAAAGCCAAUACGGUCAACACUGCUGCCAAUCUAAAAGUCCUUUCGCAAUCAGCACUGGAUGUUACUAAAGAGGAAAAACCCUUCAUGCCCACUACAACCCAUGAAGCUGUGAAUGUGAGUCGCUUUGAAGGGAUUUCUACAAGUUUUGAGCCAAGUAAAGAUGCAUCACCUUCCAAAGGAGACAAAACUGUGAGGUUCACUUUAUGCGAUGCAGCCAUGGAUGUGACGAAAAGUCACACCGUCAACAUCGACGCAGAUUUAGAUGCGAUGCAGCAACAGGAUGUGGAAUUCCUACCCAAAACAGCAGAUAGUGCAAGGAACCACAGUGUACUCAUCGCUCCAGACACUCAUGUCCUUCCACGUCUAACCCACUCUGACAAAGUAAAGUCCUUCAGGUCCAUCGCAGCAGAUAAAGCUGCAAGUGGGAUGAAAAGUUUCACUGCAAACAUUUCAACUCAUCUUGAACCAGUUUCUGGCCAGAGUGUGGAGACUCUCCUGAUGCAUGACACAGCUAUGGACAAGACUCAGACUCUUUCUGCAAACAUUGCCAGUAAUUUACCAUCAGAUGUGAUGUUCCAGCAAAACAAAACUCUUUCUCUCCAUGCAUGUAAACCAGAACUUGAUUUGAAACAAAAGUUGAACAAAUCCAUGUCCCAAGACUCUUUUCCUGUGGACAAUCUCAAAACAAAGACUAUGAAGCCUCUUGAGAUCCUAGAACCAAAUAGCUGUCCGUCUGAUCAGAAACCUGAGCUGUUUCUAGAUAAAAGCUCAGCCGACUGUCCACAAAUCUUUGAAGGUUUGGACAUUCGUAGGGAUCAAACUUACAAUACUGUGGGACAAACUUCUGCUGAGAUUCAGACUCGGAGUGUUUUUGCAUCACAAGACCACAAGGUGUCAUUAGAGAGCGAAGAGGUCCCAAAUCCUCAAGAAUCCAUCACACCAAGUCAACCUGAGCUCAUGAAAGAACUUGAACCAGCAACUUUAGGUUCACUGGAGCGGGAGAGCCCAUCUGUGGACGAACACGGAACGUUAAAGUCACCAAAAUCCAGACGAAAGAGUUUAGCUGACCUCCAGACAAAAGUCCGGCGUUUGAGCCACUUGAUAAACGUAGCUCCUGAUGCGGUUGCCAUAGAGAUGUGCACGUCACCUUUGCCCCAGACCGACCACGACCUUUACAAGAACACGUCAGAUGCCACACCUGCAGCAGAACUGCAGCUCCAAAUGGCUUCCAAAACUGAAACCGAAGGUCAGGGUCUUUGUCACCCGGAAGGAGAACAGCCGGUUGCCACAGCAACUGCAGAUGCAACUCCUUUCAGGUGUAAGACCAAGCAGUUGAUAUCAAGGCUCUCUGUGGGGGGAUUCAAACCCAAACUCCCACACAGAAACUGCCCCGAAGACCCAAACAAGGUGGCUUCCACAAAGAACGUCUGCGUGAUCAACGAGCUGAACAAUCCCCAAGAGGAGAUCAGCAACAUUUACGACGAAGAGCUGGACAGCUGUGAGGAUAUGUCAGAAAUCAUAGACACCAGGAGCCCCGAGAGGAUCUCGGAGAAGAGUCCACCAGAGGAGUUCAUAGUAGACCCUCUGGAAAAUGACGAGUUCGAGGAGGAACGGCAAGGCCUGAAGAGACCCCUGACGGAAAACGAAGAUGAUAGGGAGGAUGAGAAGAGGCUGAAAGCUUCCUCAGAAUUUGAGCUGAUGUCAGAGGUUGGUGAGCAGGACGUGAGCAGGACUCGGACCGCCACACACACCAGCGAUUCCUCCAGCAGAUGUGAAGCUGCGUUCGAUUCAACCAUCAAGAACAGCCUGUUUGAAUCUCAGCUGGAAGACUCCUUCAGCGACGCCCAAAAGAGACUUGAAGACGGUACGAUAACGGUUUCAGAGUUCUUCAAACUCUUCAACAUCGACUUUGUCAUCCACAAUCCUCGACAAAGCGUCCUUCCGUCCAGACUUCUGUCAGAGACGGAGAUGACCACCAUGGAUUGUUUGAAGAACCGACACAUCAGCCGACCCAAACAGAGAGUUUAUGAGGCAGACAUCCAGAACCUCAGCCAGGAGGUCCAAAGGCUCCAAGUCCGGAUGUGGGACCUGCAGAAACCUCUGAGCCGAGUCAACGCGCCUCUGUGGGAGCAGAUCAGACUCUUCUCUGAGAAGGAGCUCAAAGCGUUCGGCGCUCAGCUGAAGGCCAGGAGCAACUUCUUCAGAAAACAGAGCAAAGUUCAGUCGCACCUCAUGAAGGAGGUUCUGUACUCCAACCUCAUCGCCGCCCAUCGGGAGGAGCAGCAGACGCUCAGAGGAAGACUGGAGCAGGCCGACCAGAUGAUGGAGAGUCUGGACGGCUGCAUCGCUGAGCUGGAAGCAGAACUCGCUAAAGUCGAGGAAGCCGGCUCUGAAGACAAACCCAGCGUGAAGUCGUUGCAGGAAGAAGUGGAAAAGGUGACGGAGGCGUUGGCCGAUGGCGAGAGGCUAGUAGCUGAACUGGAAACGCAGAAGCAACAGAAUUUAAAGCAAGUCCUCAAGCUGAAGGAGGAAACGGAGAAGCUGCAGACCCACAUGGACAUGCUCGACACAGUGAAUGAAUGGAGGCUGAAAGAGACGAGCCAGACCGUCAGCAUCUACAGUUUCCUCCACGACACCGUCUCCCUGCAGCUGAUCUUCUCAGACUCGGAUGGAAGUGAUCCUGAGGCAGCAGCAGAGCAGAGGCUGAAAGACAUCGUCUUCAGACUCAACCUGGAUGAUGAGAGGUCACAUGACCACGCCCGCCUCGUUCACACUCUGGUGUCUCAGUUUGUUGCUGGAGAGUCGGCCUGGUUGGAGAAAUACCCGACGAGGAGGGAAGUCCCAAAGCUGCUCCACGACGUCAGCCUGGCGGUGAGCCGCUGCCGUCUCCUGGGGGAGGAGCUACGGCUGCUGAAGAUGUGGGGCGCCAUGCGGCUCCAGAUCCUCAGCCUAACCUGCACGGACACUCGAGUGCACGUGGUCUUCAGCAGCCUCAAGACGUUCUCCAAGUUCAAGGUGGUGUUCUCCGUCAGCUUGGCGGGCCUCGUCUAUGACCUGAAGGUGGAAAGCUUCCAAAGCAUCAUCGGAAAAACCUCGAUCCAGCAGAUCGACGACAUCGUGGCGUCCGUCAGUCCAUCCAGGAACCUGCUGACAAAGAUCUGCAGAAAGAUUCACCAAACGCUGCUCUGCUGAGGAAGCAGCAGCUCGCCCUCCUCUGUCUGUAAAUGUUAAAAUGUAAAGAACUUUAGUUUUUGACUAAUUCUAAAACACAAUGUUCAGGAUCUUAAUUGGUUUGUGUUUGAAAGUGUUUAAUCUGUCCAGCGGAAACUUAAUGAACUCUCCAGCGAGGAUUAGUUUGAAAAAAGAAAUGUAAGAUGUAAUUUGUUUUGUGGAAAUAAAAUAUGACAUUUAUAGUAUAUUUGUUUAUUCCAAUUCCAUCUGUGCCUCUAAAAAUCUGUUUUUGUUUUCAGGGAUUUUAAAUGUGUUCAAUGACACAGGAAGGCUGUAAUGCAGUUAACACAGUCACCACUAGAUGGCAGCAACAGACCAGAGGCUGUUAGCAGCUGAUUGAUAGAUGUGUGUAAAAUAAAAAAAAACACUUAUGUUACUUUUCUAUAUGUAUUUAUUGGCUCUGGAGAUUUUAUUUACUUCAUUUGGCCAAAAAGAAAACAGUUGAAGACUUUUAAUUUUCUUUUCAAACUUGUUUUUUUUUCUCAAACAGUGGAGUAAAAAUGUUCACAGACGGCUGUAAGAUUGUAAAUAAAUAUUGAAUAAUUAACUGUGAAGAUGUAAAACUUCUGCGAACAAUUAUGAUACGGAAAAAAAGUGUUAAUAGUUUAAAAAAUAAAAAUAGGUUUAAAAAAAUGUGGCUAAAAAUAGGUUGAAAUUUUAGUUUAAACAAAGUUCAGACUGUAAAAUGUUAAAUUAGCAAAACAAAGUGCUGAACAAAAGCAGAAAAGACAAAUAAUCCUAAACCUUGCUGAAAAUUAAAACUUAUUUUACGAAUGACUCGUUUCUGCAGAGGAUAGUGAACACCGAACAACACAUCACUUCUAAAUGUAGUUAAAGGGAAAACUAGCUAAAAAAACAAAACAAACAGGAGUUUACAUUGAAAUUAAUGAAAGAGAUGAUUUUUAAAAAUUAAACACUAGAGAUGCUUUUUAUAUGUUCUGAGUUUUAAUGUUAAUUCUGAAAGGAAUAAAGUCUGGAAAAUAUAUUGUGACACUUAAAA
Messenger RNA from Oryzias melastigma (Indian medaka), 7235 nucleotides. It is a transcript of the gene knl1, whose product is annotated as kinetochore scaffold 1. The transcript has 30 exons. Gene Ontology annotation, cellular component: nucleus. The coding region runs from base 86 to 6196 and encodes 2036 amino acids. Gene Ontology annotation, biological process: protein localization to kinetochore; attachment of spindle microtubules to kinetochore; cell division. The record is from RefSeq and is a predicted model, not a curated record. NCBI's taxonomy places the organism in Eukaryota, Metazoa, Chordata, Actinopteri, Beloniformes, Adrianichthyidae.